Molecule: messenger RNA, 1445 nt
Organism: Phragmites australis (common reed)
Lineage: Eukaryota; Viridiplantae; Streptophyta; Magnoliopsida; Poales; Poaceae
Product: bidirectional sugar transporter SWEET4-like
Exons: 5
Coding region: 234-995 (253 amino acids)
Biological process (GO): carbohydrate transport
Cellular component (GO): membrane
Molecular function (GO): sugar transmembrane transporter activity
Source: RefSeq, a predicted model, not a curated record
GCGUCCUGUCGAUGCCACAUUCACUCGUCACUCACCAAGAACCCAGAGAGAGACAGAGGAGCUCUGCUCAGCUCAUCCGUUUCUUCUUCCUUCUCGCUCUAGCUUCUCGAUCUGCCUCCUCCUGAUCAAGCAAUCUUUCCACACAUAUUUCUCUCUUGGAGAGAUAGCCCGGCCCUCCUCUUCCUUUCUCUCUCCAUCGACAGGCGCCCACGAGCUAGCUCCCUCAAGCGACGAUGAUCUCCGCGGACACCAUCCGCACGGCCAUCGGCGUCGUAGGCAAUGGGACCGCCCUCGUGCUCUUUCUAUCCCCACUGCCGACGUUCUACCGCAUCUGGAAGAAGCGGUCGGUGGAGCAGUACUCGCCGAUCCCGUACGUGGCAACGCUGCUCAACUGCAUGAUGUGGGUGCUGUACGGCCUGCCGCUGGUGCACCCGCACAGCAUGCUCGUCAUCACAAUCAACGGCACCGGCAUGGCCAUCGAGCUCACCUACGUCACCCUCUUCCUCGUCUACUCCGCCGGCGCCGCCCGCCGCAAGGUCUUCCUCCUGCUCGCCGCCGAGGUCGCCUUCGUCGCCGGCGUCGCCGCGCUCGUGCUCACCCUGGCGCACACCCACGAGCGGCGGUCCAUGGUCGUUGGCAUCCUCUGCGUGCUCUUCGGCACCGGCAUGUACGCGGCGCCGCUUUCCGUCAUGAAAAUGGUGAUCCAGACGAAGAGCGUGGAGUACAUGCCUCUGUUCCUGUCCCUGGCCUCCCUUGUCAACGGCAUCUGCUGGACUGCCUACGCCCUUAUCCGCUUCGACCUCUACAUCACCAUUCCCAACGGACUGGGCGUGCUGUUCGCGGUGGCGCAGGUGAUCCUGUACGCCAUCUACUACAAAUCCACGCAGCAGAUCAUGGAAUCACGCAAGCGCAAGGCCGACCAGGUCGCCAUGACCGAGGUCGUCGUAGACGGCAACAAGUCCACCAACAAUGGCGCCGGCGCCGGCCAUUACUGAUCGAUGCCAAGAAGAAGAUGAAAAGCAGACGCCCAGCUGGUCGAUUGCUGCAUGCAGCUGGGGCUAUGCAGUAAUUAGUAGUGUCCUUAAUUCCCAAAGGGAUUAUGUAUGAUGCAGUAUUCUGUCGUCUAAUUAAUCCACGGAGCAGCUGAUCAGCUGCGUGAUCGAACAAGGGAAGUGCAGCGUUAUUGCAGCCCCUCCUUAAUUCUCCUGUCAUUUCAGUACUACCGUAAUCCUCUGCUUUUUUCCUUUUUUUUUUUCUUUUCCCUUUUUUGUUUCCUCUCUAUGUUGUAGUAACUUGGAGGAUUGUGUUGGCGAUAAUUCAGCCUGGAAAAAAAAAAGACAAAAGGAAGAGUUAUUGAAAAAAAUAAACCCUGUUGUUCCCCUGUUCUGUGGCCUGUAAAUUCAUUUGUUGCUCCAUCUAAAAAGAAUAAAUUCUUCUGUUGCAUA